Messenger RNA from Guyanagaster necrorhizus, 591 nucleotides. RefSeq lists its product as uncharacterized. The transcript is spliced from 3 exons. The record is from RefSeq and is a predicted model, not a curated record. Bases 1 to 591 code for a protein of 196 amino acids. NCBI's taxonomy places the organism in Eukaryota, Fungi, Basidiomycota, Agaricomycetes, Agaricales, Physalacriaceae.
AUGCGUCAAGGUACCUCUCUCACUGUGGCCGUUAAGCAUAGGUGCGUAGUUCCUGGGAGACCGCAGAGAUUUUGCGACUAUGAUAAUGUAUCGAGAUUGCUCAGCCCUUACGAGCCUAUUUCCAACAACACGAAUCUCGAAACUAGUGCGCGCGCUGUCGUUGUGCUCCCUCGGAUCAAACUUCACGAAAGCGCUGGCACAAUUUCAAGGAAUGUACAGGUAAUCGUCGAUCCCGACCCGACCGUAACCUGCGGUCGGACUCAUGACCGCUUUCCUACAUUGGAAACAAGAAAUAUGGCCGCCCCCGCCCGUUCAAACAAGACCAAGACGCGUUCGCGCUCUUCUUCCUCGUCCUCUUCCUCGUCGUCCUCCUCAUCCUCGUCCUCCUUUGAUGGGGAUACCCCCGUUUUCGUCCCGAAAGAAAAAAAAUUCCAAUUAUUCGAUCACCCACCUCCACCUGUCGUGGCGCCGGGCAAGCAGGGAGUGGGCAAGCAGAAGGAGGCUCUGAAGCUCAGGUUGGAUCUUAACCUUGAGGUGGAGAUCGCUAUCAAGGCCAAGGUCAAUGGCGACAUCACGCUGUCGCUUUUGUGA